Molecule: messenger RNA, 5887 nt
Organism: Uloborus diversus
Lineage: Eukaryota; Metazoa; Arthropoda; Arachnida; Araneae; Uloboridae
Product: forkhead box protein K2-like
Exons: 7
Coding region: 36-1919 (627 amino acids)
Biological process (GO): regulation of transcription by RNA polymerase II
Molecular function (GO): DNA-binding transcription factor activity, RNA polymerase II-specific; protein binding; RNA polymerase II cis-regulatory region sequence-specific DNA binding
Source: RefSeq, a predicted model, not a curated record
GCUACGGCGGCAGCCAUUUUUGUCGACAGAGUAUUAUGGCUAGCUCUCAUAAAGAUUCUGACAGUGAUGCUUGGGCUCUGUUAGCUUUAAAAUCGGCACCCGCAAGUCCAUCUAAAGUGCAAUGGAGUCCAGAGCCCAAAGGAGCUGCAAUUGCAAGGCUAGAAGGAAGAGAAUUCGAAUAUAUGAUCCGCCAAUAUCGAAUAACUAUAGGACGCAAUAGCCGUGUUGGUGAAGUAGAUGUAAACAUGGGUCAUUCGAGUUUCAUUUCUAGAAGACAUUUAGAAAUAACUUUUGAAACUCCUCAUUUUUUCAUGAUCUGCAAUGGUAAAAAUGGUGUUUUUGUUGACGGUGUGUUCCAGAGAAAAGGCGCACCUCCUCUACAGCUUCCAAAAACAUGUGUGUUCAGGUUUCCAAGUACCAAUAUCAAGAUAAUGUUCCAGUCCUUGAUUGAUGAAAACAACCCGCCAUUUCAUUCCCGUGUCCCCGAAUCUCCAUGCAAGCCCAUGGCUCCGUUACGUAUUAGUAUUCCAGAGCAUGAAGGCAAUUUCACAAGUCCUCCGCCUUCUCCAACUGGAACUAUUAGUGCUGCAAAUUCCUGUCCAACGAGUCCACGUGGAGGUUCACAUCGCCGGAAUUUUGGGAAUGAUUUACAGAUAGCAGCUGUAUAUGCCGUAGCCGCAUCGUCAUCUGAAGAUAAAAAAGUGAAAAUUGAAGCUCCUCCUACAACUAAUAUAUCAGCUCAAUCUUCCAGUCCUCAGGUGUCUUUGGUCACGGAAACUGUGGUAACGUCAGAGCCAGUAGGGACCAGAGAUGAUCAAAAGCCUCCUUACUCAUAUGCACAAUUGAUUGUUCAGGCUAUAUCUUCAGCUCCUGAUAAACAGCUGACUUUAAAUGAAAUUUAUUCUUACAUUACAAAACAUUAUCCUUUUUAUAGAACUGCAGAUCGUGGAUGGCAGAAUUCCAUUCGUCAUAAUUUAUCACUGAAUCGACAUUUUGUGAAAGUUCCCCGACCUCAAGAAGAACCUGGCAAAGGUAGUUUCUGGAAAAUUGACUCUCAGUCUGAAAGCAAAUUGAUUGAACAAGCCUUUAGAAGAAGGCGCCAAAGAGGAGUUCCCUGUUUCAGGGCACCAUAUGGAGGAUUAUCAUCCAGAUCUGCUCCCGCAUCUCCCAGUCACAGUGGAGUGAGUGGUCUUGUUACUCCUGAUUCAUUGUCCAGAGAACCGAGCCCUGUUCCUUCUGAUCAUACAGGUGACUCUGCUUCAGAUGUUGUUACUCAGUCGACUCCAGCAGUUAUAACUCAGCCUGCUUAUAUAGCAUUGACUCAUGAUAUACAAGUUAGUCAUACAACUCCAGGUUCCCCUGGAAACAUUCACACUGUUGAGGUUGUAAGCACUACACCUGCUACUAUAGCUUGUCCUCAAUCCGUGCAAGAGCAAACUAUUAUCACAAGUCAACCAACAAAUCAAACAAUUAUCACAAAUGGCAUUUUGAUCAAUGGUUCGCAUACAAAUGGCAUUAAAACAGAGAAUGGUGAAAAAGCUCCAAGUCAAAGUUUAUUAGCCAGUGUGAAGCCUCGCAUUUUGCUCUGUGGUCAGAAGAUUCAUCAAAGUUCUGAUUCACAAUCAGCAUCACAAGCAACAGUAAUUGUUCAAGCACCACCAUCUACUGUACCUGGUUUUUCUUCUAGUGUAUUAACAGUGGUCACUCCCUCACCUCCAGUAGUCUCUACAGAUAAGCCAGCAAAUGUAUUCAGUAAUGCCACCUUCAUCGCACCAUCAUCAGCAGAGGACAAUGCACAAGGAGUUGCUAAACAACUUAAACGAGCAUUUUCUGACACUAAUGAGCUUGGUAAUUCAUCAGUUCCAGAAAAUAGCAACAACAUUGAAAUAAAAAGGCCAAAAACUGAGUCUACUUCUUAAAAAUUUAUAUUUAGUUAAAAAUUUUAGUGGAAAAACAGACCAACAUUAUAUGACUAGAAAUAAUUGAGUGUCAUACCUAUUAGAUGAAUGUGCUCUUCGAAAAAAAAAAAAAAAAUGAAGACACUUAAAAACCUGAAACAUUUUCAUUUAUUGUUGUGAAAAGAUGUACAUAAAGGAUAAUACUGAGCUUAUGUUUCUUUGAAAAUAGAGCUGCUUUUAGCAGGAUUUUCAGUUCAGUGCUUGCAAAUUCAAUACAUUGAUUCUGUUGCACAUACUGAAAAAUAAAUUAGUCAAUGUAUUCCUUAUAUUGUAUAGUGUAAAUGAAUACCUAGCAUGAGUGUUUAUUUUCUGUAAUUGCAUCUGCAUUUAAUAAAAUGUAUUAUAGCUGCUAAACUCGAGGAGAAAAAAUUGUUAUGUUUUUCAUGUGAUAUGUUUUCCAUUUUUAUAAAUAGUUUACUUAUUGUUUGUUUUAUAAAAUAUAAAACCUCUGAAUUACGUUUGUGAAGAUGAAUUGCUGUUUAUGCAGUUUAUGCAUAACAUUUAUAUGAAUGAAGAAUAAUUAAUGUAAAUAUAUAAUGUAAAAUGUCUUCAAAAAUAACUAGCUUCAUUUCUGUACAAAAUUGAUUAAUUCAUUUCAUCAAAAUGUCGUGUCAGUUUCAUGUCGGUUUUCAAUCAUCUACAUGCACAAUUGUAGUGCUUCAUUAUUUCAUGUUUCACCUCAUUGCAUUAGUUUUAGUUUGUGAGUUUCUUUAAAAUGCAAUAUAAAUGAAAAUGUAUUGAAUGCAAUUCAAACAUUUAACAAAGACUUCUUUUUUUAACUGGUAUGUUUUUUUUUUCAUUGACUUUAUAAAAUAAUACUUAUAAAAUAAAUAUAGUGUAAUUACAAUGUAUUAUAGCUGCUAUAAUACAUUGUUAUUAUUAUAUAGUAUGCAAAAGUUAUUUAUUUGAAUUUCUAAAAUUCAUUUUGUUAGAUUUUUUCAAUUUAUUUCUGUUUUAAUUACAUGUUUUGUGAAAUAUGUUAUCUUUAAAAAAUUGUAUGCAUGCUUAAUGUAUUUGCAGUGCUGAACAAAGAUUAUAAAUAACUAUUGGAUAAAAAUUUGAAAUGUAGUAAAAGUUUUAAAUUCUUAGCGCAAAAGGAAGUCACAUCACAGGGCUUUUAAAAUUAAGGUAAUAUCUAUAGGAUGUUUAUAAAGUCUAGUACUGAUAAAGAAAAUUUAUUUUUAACCCCCCUCCCCCUUUUGGUUCUUAUCUCAUUAAAUAAUAUAGGAGGAGCUUGCAUCAAACACUGAAAAUGGUGUCUGUGUAAAAAAUACUCGGUGCAUUCUUAUACCUGUUGGGGUUUGUCAAUGCACAAGUGUUGCACACUUUUCCUCAAGAUUGACACAUUAAAGGAAAUAGUAACGGAUACAAUAUAAUGGGUUGCAUCAAAUAUGCUAGCUAAAACCUCGCUCCAGGGGUGUGAUAAGGGGGGUUUUGAGAGUCAACCCCUCCAAGAACUCUUGGUUUUAACACAUUGCCAGUCCUUGUCAGAGUAUGUCCAUGUAAGGAUUUUUAUGAAGAAACAUUCUCCUCCUUGUAAGGUAAAUUCUGGCUCCUCUGGUACCUACCAUGGUUGUAAAUUGUCUAUAUUUUCUCAGAAUACAAGGUUUACCCACACAGAAAUGUAAAAAAAAAUUUUAAAACAAAAUUCUGUUUAAGUAUGAAAUAGGUUUUUUUAAAUGAAUUAUCUUGAUCAGUGCAAGAAUGUAAACACACUAUGUAUCUCUUCUACAGUAAAAUGCAUGUUUUCUGUGUAAUGUCUUAUCUGUAGUACUGUCUUUUAAUACUUGUUUCAAGAAAGCUUGAUGCUCCACUAAAUUUAAUAGAAAAAAAUUGAGAAAGAAAUCCUGAGACAGGUAAAGGAGGAAUAUUUAAGAAACAAAAGUACCGUUGCCAUUUUUUUAUUGGGGGGGGGGGCAUAUACUGUUGUACGCUAGAUUUUACACACCCUUUGUGACCACGAAAAAUUUCAUAAAAGCUAAAAACCCUUGAAAACCAGCUACUUGUUAAACAUGAUAUUUAAUUUUCCGUGUUAGAUUUAUAUUGGAAACUCAGAUUUUGAGCAAAAUAAACUGAGUGUAGUACAUUGUAUAUUACAAAAGUUAGGGCAUGAAAUCCAAAUGCUAUUGCUCGCUAUGAUGAAAAAAUGUGUGACAUCAUUCCUUAUGUAGAGCUUAUAAAAAUAAUGUUUUUGCUAUUUUCAGCUAAUAAAGCAUUAAAAAUUAUAUUGUUUUAAUGAAAAAUUUUUGGUGACUAAUGGAAAAGUUCAUAAUUAGAGGUUCUUAAAAUCAAGGGUCAACUGUAUGGGUCAGCAUAAUAGAUUCGUUGUACCCUCAGAGGUUGGGAACAUAUUUUGCCCCUGCAUUAUAACAUUGCCAUAAUGAAAAUGAUUUUUACCAAAUAUAAAUUGUUGUCAUUAAUACAAUACAUUACCAGUACCUUAAAAUAUCCAUUCACACAAAUUUUACUGAAAUCAAUUCAUGCAUUAUUGUAUGUAGAAGUUUUAAUAAAAACAGUUUCUAAGUUUUAUAUAAAUUUCAGAAUCUUUUUUUUUUUGUUUCGUUUAUACAUAACAUUAAAAGUUUAACUUUAUUUGUAUAAUUCCUAUCAUUGCAACUGCUGAUUGUGUAGCAUCUCAAGGUGCUUUUGUCAAAUUAUGUACUCAGUAUGUCUUGGUAUUUUUCCUCAUUUGUAACUCUGUUAGUAUGGGAGGGGACAUUAAUGUCUGUUGUAAUUAAGACAUUGUUUGAACCAUUAGUAAUUUGAUGAAACAAUUGCUUUGCCUUUCAAAGUGUUUUCUUAAGCUUAGUAAAUAUAUUUGAAACCUCUCUUAAUUGUCAUCGAUAGUUUUUAUUUCUUUUUGAAGUUUGAUGUGAAAAUAGAAAAUAUAGUUUCAAGUUUUAAAGCUUUUAAUAAACUUGAAUCUUUGAGUAGUUCUUCAAUAUUGUAGGUAUUUCAUAAUUAUUCAUAUCCCAUAUACCUGCAUACAAAUAGUUGUAGUAAUUACCUCUAUUUCAAAGGUAGAAUUUGAAGUUAUUUUUUUUAUAACUGCUUCAGGUUAUAUAACAAUUAUUUAGCCAUCUUUUCUCAUAAAAACCAUCUUCAUUAUGUCUAGUUAAUAUGAUGAUUAUAUAGCAUGCGUCUUCAUUUUUUAACAAUAAAAUGAAAAUAUUGUGAGUCAUUUUCUUUAUACGAUAGUUUCAUCGGAAAAUAAGAGAUUAGACCUGGGAUUCUUGAAUAUGAGGUAAUUGCACCCAUGCUGAAGUGUUUGAAAUUAUAUUUUUAUACACACCUUUUACCAUUAAUUUGUUACUCUUACUUGGAAACUACAAAUUGUAUAAUAAUAGAAAAAAAAUUGAAUAGGCAGUUAUCGAAAGAGUAGAGUGAACCUUUUUUUUUACGCUUAAAUUAUUUGCCCUUGUCUGCCCAUUAUCAAGAUAUAAGAUUUUAAAAAUCUACUGUAAUUUUAAGAAAAUUUACCAAAUUUGAGGACUUGGCUAGAAAUAGAAGGUACAGUCAACUUUUGAUCCAUGGGACCGGUUAAAACCUUCAAGUAAUCGGUAGUUCGAGUUAUCGAAAGUUCCUUCCCCAGCUUUCCCAAGAAUAGUUUUUAUUUAUUUCUUCAGGAAUAGUGUAUAAUAGAUUGGGGCUAUACACUUAUUGUUUAAAUAAAAUUAUUAGCACUACAAAAAAAAAAAAAGACCUUUGCAGAGAAUUUUAUUAAAAUACUUAAAAAAAGGAAGAUAUUUUUCAUUGCUUACUUUUUUUAUUGCAUCUUAAAACGUCAUAAAGUUUGCAAGUCAUAUACCCAAUAUCUCUUCUCCUGAUUUCAGUUAGUAUUGCUUUUAAACAUCUUUUUGUCCUAAAAGCAGAUUAUUUGAGGCAAACUGAAAAUAAAAGCUACUUGUAAUGUUUGCCAAAAUUCGAAG